ACAAUAUAGAAUAGAAAGAUUGUUAGUUGUAAAGUGGAAUGAGUGAGAUAGCAAGAGAUUUGUCAAAAAAAAAAGUAAAAAAAGGGAGAGGGAGAGCCUUGCCGCUUGCUGAGAAACUCUGCCACAGCCAUUGCCGUAAUAUUCACGACCAGGCAAAGCUCCCGCGCCCGCCGCCUCUCCUCUUACCACUGGUCCAUCCCCUAUCAUACACUACAGAAAAUCUCCCUACACCUGAUAUAGCUAGAUCUCUCUUUCAACAGAAUCCAUCCCCUAUUAUAGCCUUGGCCUGCCUUGGUCAUAGAUUUAGUGCGUGUGUGACUUGAGGUUAUUAUUUUGAUAGAUUAAUGUUUUAUGUCUUAGGUUACUGGUCUGAUCAAGGCAAUAAAACCGGGGGUUUAUUUUGAUGCCAUGUAAAAAAUUCUCUCUUCUCUGGGUUUGUGAGAGAUGGGACUAAACCUGAACAGAUACUACUAUACAAUCUGGUGUUUCUUUCUUGUUGGUCAUUACUGGAUAUACUUUUAACAGAAUCCUUUUCUUGAAAUCUCUCAAUAGUCUCAGUUCCGGAUUGAGACUUCUCCUUUGCGGGCUUUGUCUUUUCUUGACACCCGUACACAUGUUUCUGUUUCUUACAUAAAAAGAAGGUGAUCUUUCUAUUAACCUUAUUUAGAGAAGGAGGGGGGUUACAAAUCUUGGAGGAUUUGGGUAGGGUUUGGUGGGAUAUUGAGCUCCUGAUUUCGAAUCUAGUGUGACUUGUUCAAUAUUUAUGACUAUGGUUGUUUUUGGAUAGCAGAUACGCAUGCACAAGUAAGUACAAUCGCCGUGGUUUUACACUGUGGACAUUAGAUUCUCAGAAGGCAAAAGCAGACACGUUUGGUUUGCUUUACUCACUUCUCUAUAUCUGAAGAAACUGCCAUCCCUCUCUACAGUCUAGUCUCAAAACCUGCAUGCACCAACAAAGCCAAAAUAACCCAAUUCAUCUCUCAGCAAAUAUUUUUCAGGCGCAAAAUCAAGAAGAAACAGAAAAGAUUAGGUUUUUAGAGCGAUGCAAACAAAGAUGCAGGGAGGGAGUGAGGAUGUGAAGCCAAAUCAAGAAAGAAGAUUGAAAUCGACUCAAGGAGAUGAUCAGCAGCAGCCGCCGCAAAAAUGCCCUCGCUAAGGUAUUGGACUCUUGGUGGUACCAUGAGGAAUGUUCCUGUAGGAGGUGGUUGCCGAAAAGGAAAGCGCGCAAAAACAUCAUCUUCUAGUUCCGGCGAGAACUCGCGGUUGCAGCAACAGCUACAGCAACAAUCACAACUCUUGGCAACCCCACAAAAUAUCCUUGCUACCACUAAUUCAGGUAAUUCUGUAAGUCCUGCUUUGAGGACCAAAGAAUCAGGGAAUUUGGUUUCACCUCCUCCUGGGAUGUCUUCAAUGGGGUCUUAUUUUCCUGGUGAUGGAUUCUUGACUUCUUUAGAAGCAAUUCAGUCCUUGAAUAAUAACCAACCACCAAUACAGUCUUUCUCUUUUCAGCCUCUAAAUCAACCUGUCAAUCUUGGUGGUGAUUUAGGAGAUACUUCAAAUUUGGGUCUUUUGCAUGGUUUCAGUGCAGUUCCUGCUUACGGGUCACAAAAUCAACAGCAAAGGCAAUUCUACCAUGUGGAUAAUAGAGGUAAUAAGAGUGUUGAACAUUCUUUUUAUCCACAUGAUCAAGAGAGCUUGAUUCAAUCAAGCAGGCCAGCUGCCACAUCCUCUCAUCAACAGCAAAAUUGGCAUCAGGGUUUUAUAAGCAAUAGUAACCCUACUGUCUCUGAUACUGUUUUGUGGAGCAUAAGCACCAGCACCACCAUAGGGCACCCUAACAGUAACAUCAACACCGGUACUGAUGGCUCCGCAUCCUUGAACCCAGAUCAAUGGCAUCAUGAUCUGCCGGGAAAUGGACCUCCAUCAUGAUGUCUAUAUAGCUUGUUUAGCUAUUCUUGUAGCUCUCCGUCAAGAACUCCAAAGAAACAGGCGGCAUGACUCCUAGGCAUUAAUUCUUUGCUUUUUGUAAGCAUGAAAACCAAAGGGUCUCUUUUUCUUUUUUCCCUUUACCUCUGCAAAAUGAUAGUGGUAUGUGCAUCAUGGUUCAUUACGGGACAUAAAUAUCUAGACAGAAUAUAAUUGUGAUGUGGUGUAAAUGGAAGAGCAGGGGCAGUAGCCUUUUAUGCUUAUAUUACAGUGAAUUUCUGCAUUGCUGUGUAGGAACCUUGAUUAAAGAUAUAAUAUGCUUGUAAAAGCUUUUGUUUUCUC
Populus nigra (black poplar) is the source of this 2268-nucleotide messenger RNA. Its product is annotated as dof zinc finger protein DOF5.7-like. Gene Ontology annotation, biological process: regulation of DNA-templated transcription. Gene Ontology annotation, molecular function: DNA binding; DNA-binding transcription factor activity. Bases 1144 to 1929 code for a protein of 261 amino acids. The record is from RefSeq and is a predicted model, not a curated record. NCBI's taxonomy places the organism in Eukaryota, Viridiplantae, Streptophyta, Magnoliopsida, Malpighiales, Salicaceae. The transcript is spliced from 2 exons.